Messenger RNA from Tilletiaria anomala UBC 951, 1365 nucleotides. RefSeq names its product 3-carboxy-cis,cis-mucoante lactonizing enzyme. The transcript is spliced from 2 exons. The record is from RefSeq and is a predicted model, not a curated record. Gene Ontology annotation, molecular function: 6-phosphogluconolactonase activity; protein binding. NCBI's taxonomy places the organism in Eukaryota, Fungi, Basidiomycota, Exobasidiomycetes, Georgefischeriales, Tilletiariaceae. Bases 1 to 1242 code for a protein of 413 amino acids.
AUGCUCGCGGUAACAAGGGCGUCCUCCGUGUGUCCACGUUUCCGUCACCUGAUAACUGGCACGUUCAACACCUCCUUCCUGCACUUGCUCGCGUACGAUACCCUCAACAAGGCUCUCUUCGUAUCUCGCUCGAUAGAGGCGCAAGGCCCGCAUCAAUUCUUGGCAGUGGGGCGUACCGCACAGAGCGACGACCGGCCGGAUCUGCUGUAUGCUACGACAUGGGCCUCGCCACCCAGCUUGAGUGCUUGGCGAGUAACUGGCUUGGAUGACCAGGCCGGCUCCGUAACAUCCCCUUCGUACAAUGUCCCUCCCGGCCCUUCCCGGUUUCUCUACUCAGCAGGAGGGCCUACUGGAGAAGUCCACUCGCUCGACCCAUCGAGUGGUGCGCUCCUCUCCAAAGAACAAGAGCUCAAUUUUCUCCCCGAUCCUUCGCCGUUCGCGCUGGCCCAAGCAGAUAAGACUCGCAGAGCACUGCGAUACGGUGCACAUAAUCUUGACGUUGCUCGAAACGGCGUUGCAUAUGUCGCGGACCUUGGUCGGAAUGCAAUCUUGGCGUAUAAAGUUGACAAGAAGGACGGGACGCUACAGCUCUUGUCUGAGACUCGGAGUCCCCGCCAAGGUGACGGCCCACGGCACGUGGUCCCGAGUCCGGAUGGCAAACUCAUUUUUAGCGUGACAGAGCACACAUCCUACGUCGAUGUCUUUCGCGUUCCUUCUUCGUCGCAAGCUGUGGCACAGAAUAUGGGCAAGCUUGAAUAUCUCCAGUCGCUCGAUCUAUUACCAGACCGAGUCCAGCGCGCCGACUAUCGCGGUGAUACGGUGCGACUCUCGCCUGAUGGGCAUUCCGUCAUCGCGAGCACGCGAGGCAAGACGCGUGCGACCAAGGGCAUUAUACGAGCAUGGCGGCUCUCUCAAAGUGGGCAAAGCGACCAGCCAGUCGUCAGCGAGCCGUUAUGCACAUACGAGACGCCAACAUCGGGAGGCAAGGCGAACGCAGUCGAGUUUGCCAUGCGAUACGAAUCUGGCUUUGCAGCGAGCUCGGACGCAGAAAGGGAAUCUAGCUCAUCCAGAGUCAAGGACUUGGCUGUUCUGACGGAUGAUGAGCAGGGCUGGCUGUGGAUCCUGGAAUGGAAUGGGCAAGACCUCAAAGAAGUGGCGAAGACCAAGUUGCCAGGUAAAGGUAAAAACGAUGCAGGUGAUGACGCCGAUGAAGGCGCCAGCCAUGCUGUUUGGCUGUCGUAAUGCAAUGUGGUCAAGCGCUCCCUGUGCAGUCUUUCUUUUGUAUACUAGAAGGCAGCCUGGAGCUUCAAACAUGUUUACAAGCCACCCGUGGCCAAAUCGCAAGCUUAUUGCGGGAACGACGAG